AUGCCAGAUCUCUCUAAUACCGUUCAUGUCGUCAAUGGAUACGACAAAGAUGCCUACACUUACUAUCCUGUCAUCAUCGUGGGCGCUGGGGAAUCGGGCAUAGCAAUGGCUUGUCGCUUGAAGGAGAAACUGGGCUUCGAUCAGUUCCGCAUAUUUGACAGACAAGCUGGUAUGGGAGGAACAUGGUGGAUCAACAGAUAUCCUGGAGUUGCUUGUGAUGUUCCUGCCGUAUUCUACAGCUUCUCCUUCUCGCCGAACCACAAGUGGUCUGCCUAUCAUCCUCCGGGGGAAGAGAUUAUUCGGUACCUCCAGGAUGUAUGUGAGAAAUACCAGAUUGUCGACAAGAUCCAACUGAAUACAGACGUGUCCGAGGUGCGAUGGCUCGAGGACGAGGAGCUAUGGGAAGCAACUCUUCUUCACAUGAUGCCUGGUACUGGUGAUCUGUCUACCAAAGAGCGAAAAAAGAUGAUGACUGAGAAAGGACGCGAAAGCGUGUACCUUAAGGAAGAGAAGGUCAAAGCCAAGAUCAUAUGCAGCGCUGCCGGCGGUCUCGUCGAGCCGAACGCAUGGCCAGACAGUGUCCCAGGCCGGGAUCUUUUCCAAGGCGAUGUAUUCCACUCUGCUCGGUGGGACUAUAACGUCGACCUUCGCGGUAAAGAUGUCAUCGUUGUGGGCACAGGCUGUAGUGCCGCGCAAUUCGUGCCUCGAUUGUCGAAAGAGCCAUACAACGUAAAGUCUGUCCUUCAAAUCAUGAGGUCCCCCCCUUGGGUAGUGCCUCGUCCCGGUCCCCUUUUGGGUCUUAUCAAGCAGGAGACUUGGGAGAAGUGGACACCAAGACUCUUUCCUCGUAUUCCUGGACUUGGUAGGGCCUAUAGAACUUUUUUGUUCUGCCUUAGCGAACUCGACUUCUUUCUUAUAUUUACCGGUAAAAACGCCGCAGCAAAGACGCGCAAGAAGGUCGAAGCGCAGCUAGUUCAGCAUAUGAGGUCUAUCGUACCCGAGCAGUACCAUGAGAUUUUAACCCCAAAUUAUGGCGUCGGCUGCAAGAGGAGAAUAUUCGACGCUUUCUGGCUUGAGAGUCUCAACGAUCCCAAGAUUGACCUCACGACCCAGCCCAUCACCAGCCUGCAACCCAAGGGGGUCACGUUGGGACCGGGCCGCACCUACCCUGAUCCAGAAGACAAGGCCAGCAAAGCACCAACAGACGAAAAGCACCUCCCAGCCGACGUCAUAAUCCUCGCCAACGGCUUCGAACUCACUACGUGGCUUUCACCACUCAAGGUAAUCGGCAAAGGCGGUGCCGUCAUGCAAGAGGUAUGGGAUGAGCGUGGGGGUCCACAGGCCUACAUGGGAAACGCAAUGGAUGGCUUUCCCAAUUUCUUCAUCAUUUUCGGGCCGAACACCGCAACAGGACAUUCCUCUGUAAUACUCGCAAGCGAAAAUAUGGUGGAGUACACGUUGAAAUUCAUCAAGAAUAUACUGAGGAAAGACGUCAAAACCUUCGACGUGAAGAAAGAAAAGGAAAUAGCAUGGACGACCGAGAUGCAAGAGAAGUUGAAGGGCACCGUCUGGCAUAGUGGUGGAUGUCAUAGCUGGUACAAGACAGCCAAUGGCUGGAAUGCUACUGCUUACCCAUUUUCGCAGGUGGACUACAGUAUCCGAUGCAUGUUUCCGAAAUGGAGUGAUUGGAACAUCCAAUACACGACCAAGGGACUCAUCAAGCAGCGGCUAAAGCAAACACUUCGAGUCGUCACCCUUCUUGCGAGUAUUGUGGGACUAUAUCAUAUACGGAAAGAUGUAAGAGGUGGAUUGAGCGCAUUUGAUAGCUCGAUGAAGCAGAGGGUCAAGUUUGGACUGUUGAGAUUAUUAGUUUGGGUGGAGAAGGGUGUUCGUAUGUUGCCUGAGCAGAGUACGAUUUUGUGA
Molecule: messenger RNA, 1923 nt
Organism: Letharia columbiana
Lineage: Eukaryota; Fungi; Ascomycota; Lecanoromycetes; Lecanorales; Parmeliaceae
Exons: 4
Coding region: 1-1923 (640 amino acids)
Molecular function (GO): NADP binding; flavin adenine dinucleotide binding; N,N-dimethylaniline monooxygenase activity
Source: RefSeq, a predicted model, not a curated record